Molecule: messenger RNA, 2085 nt
Organism: Colletotrichum abscissum
Lineage: Eukaryota; Fungi; Ascomycota; Sordariomycetes; Glomerellales; Glomerellaceae
Product: ABC1 family protein
Exons: 1
Coding region: 1-2085 (694 amino acids)
Source: RefSeq, a predicted model, not a curated record
AUGUUACGCCAGAGCAUAGCUGGACUCUCCGCCGCGAGAUCACCAGCGCAGAGAUGUCUCUUCUCAACCUCCGCGGGCGCCGCGGGGCGUCAUCACCUACUGCAUAGAUCGAGAUCGAUACCGACAACGGCCACAGCGACAAGGACAGCGGCGAAUACGACGACAUCACGACUCCUCUCCCACACCAGAACGGCGCGCAUCCACACGAGCAGCGCCCGCCGCGCCCUCAUCCCCCCUUCGCCAGAAUCCCUCGGCGCACCAAAAAAGGCGCGCACAUACAAGCGCAGCUCCAAAUGGCUACGCCGCCUCGUCAUCUUCUCCGCCGUCGGCGGCACGCUUUACCUCGCCGACCGACAAAUCUACGCCUCGGGCUUCGCCCGCUCCCUCCGCACCUUCGGGACGGGCCUCCUCGUCGCCCUCGACUACAAGCUAAACUUCCGCCCCGAGCCGCUUACCGGCGGCACCGUGCAGGACCUGCACGUCCGCAACGCCGAGCGCCUGUUCGACCUGCUGCGGCACAACGGCGGGCUCUACCUCAAGAUCGGCCAGGCCAUCGCCAUGCAGAGCGCCGUGCUGCCGCCCGAGUUCCAAAAGAUGUUUGCGCGCAUGUUUGACGACGCGCCGCAGGACGACUGGAGCGACGUCGAGGCCGUGAUCCGCGAGGACUUUGGCGGGCGGAGCGUCGAGGACGUGUUUGGCGUCAGCUUCCGCGGGGAGGAGGGGAAGGGCGUCAUGGAGAGGCGGGCGAGGGCGAGCGCCAGCGUCGCGCAGGUGCACUGGGCGCGGCUGCCCGACGGCCGCGAGGUGGCCGUCAAGAUCCAGAAGCGGGAGAUUGCCAAGCAGAUCACGUGGGACCUGUGGGCGUUCAAGACGGUCGCGUGGAUCUACAGCAGGUGGUUCGACCUGCCGCUGUACAGCCUCGUGCCCUUCAUCACGGAGCGGCUGGAGCUCGAGACGGACUUUUUGAACGAGGCCAAGAACUCGGAGACGAUGAGGGACCUGAUCAACUCGGAGAAGGGCCUCCGCGGCAGGGUGUACGUUCCCAAGGUCUAUCCGGAGCUCUCGACGCGGCGCGUCAUGGUGACGGAGUGGAUCGAGGGUACGCGGCUGUGGGACAAGCAAGGGAUCAAUGGGCGAUGGAUGGGCGGGUACGGCAAGGGGUCGCCGGGCGUCCACGGCGCGCAGCUCCAGCCGCCCGACAUGGCCACCGUCCGCCGCGAGCUCCGCGACCGGCCGUACGCCGAGCAGUUCAAGCCGGAGCGGAGCGAGUGGAAGGGCCGUCGCGGGCGCGGCGGCCUGGGCUUGUCGAGCAAGGAGGUCAUGACGACCAUGAUCGACCUCUUCUCCGCGCAGAUUUUCAAAUGGGGCGUCGUCCACUGCGACCCGCACCCGGGCAACAUCUUCAUCCGGCGCCUGCCCAACGGGCGCGCGGAGCUGGUGCUCAUCGACCACGGCCUGUACGUCUACAUGUCGCCCGAGUUCCGGCACCAGUACGGCGUCUUCUGGAAAGCGCUCAUGACGUUCGACAACAAGACGAUUGAAAAGGUGACGACGGAGUGGGGCAUCAAGGCGGCGGACCUCUUCGCGAGCGCGACGCUGAUGAGGCCGUACGAGGGCGGCGACGAGCGGACGCGCAACGGCAUCAUGAAGGAGCUCGAGGGCAAGACGCCGGCGGAGCGGCACUACGAGAUGCAGCAGCGGAUGAAGCAGGGGAUCCGCGACAUGCUGGCCGACGAGGAGAAGUGGCCCAAGGAGCUGAUUUUCAUCGGGCGCAACAUGCGCAUCGUGCAGGGGAACAACCAGUACCUCGGCAGCCCCGUCAACCGCGUCAAGAUGAUGGGGGAGUGGGCGAGCCGCAGCCUGUUUGAGGAUCCGAACCUGCCGUGGGCCAAGAGGGCGGGCAACGCGUGGCGGCAUUUGCUGUUCAAGGGCGUGUUGGCGCUGACGGAUGUCGCGUUUUACUUUUUCAAGGUGAAGCAGCUGCUUGGGUUCGGGGGCGGCAUGGAGGACGAGAUGGAGAAGAGGAUGAAGGAUAUCGCGCAGGAUUUCGGGGUUGAGCUGCAGCAUGAGGUGUUUGAGGGUUAG